Talaromyces proteolyticus is the source of this 336-nucleotide messenger RNA. RefSeq lists its product as uncharacterized. The transcript has 2 exons. The coding region runs from base 1 to 336 and encodes 111 amino acids. The record is from RefSeq and is a predicted model, not a curated record. NCBI's taxonomy places the organism in Eukaryota, Fungi, Ascomycota, Eurotiomycetes, Eurotiales, Trichocomaceae.
AUGAUUGCUCUACUCGGCUUUCCUCCUCAGGUAUUGCUCGCGAAAUUAAAGGCCAUGUCAGAGUAUAACUGGCCCCAGUCUGUCCCGAAUGACACUGGUAAACUGUGUGAUAAUGCUCAAGAAUACUUCAAUAGUCCUUUUUUUAACGCGAAAGAUGAACUCUUCUAUAAUGAGUUGAUCCCGUCUCGAAGCUUAGAGGACACAAUCCCAUUCUUAGAAGAGAAGGAAAGAGAGGCAUUUUUAUCUUUCGUUGGACAAAUGCUCACCUGGCUCCCGGAGAAAAGGAAGACAGCUCGCGAACUGAUGGAUCAUCCCUUUCUCAAACUUGGAGGUUGA